This is a messenger RNA of Labrus bergylta (ballan wrasse), 1116 nucleotides long. NCBI's taxonomy places the organism in Eukaryota, Metazoa, Chordata, Actinopteri, Labriformes, Labridae. The record is from RefSeq and is a predicted model, not a curated record.
UGAGAAGUUGGCAUAAAUGGGUUACUGACAGGACAUAUCAGGCACAGGUCGGUUGCUGGACCGGAAAAAAAGCAAUAAUGCGAAAAGAAAAAGGAAUCCACCCGAACCAAAGCAAAGCCAUAUGCUGAUGCCUGCUUGUCAUAUGAUCAACUCUCCACCCUCACACUCCAAUAAUCACCACGCUGCCAACUGAAGCAGAGAGGCAAACCCUACACACUUCUCCUCUCAUUCAGCUUACUUAACGAGGGAAUACUUUUCAGAUUGUUCUUUUUCUUGACCUGUAAAUGGAGUCAUCUCUUGAGUUGUCAAACUCUAUGAGCAGCGUGUCCUCGCUGCUGAAUCGCUCCCGCACCUUUAAAGUUCUGGUGAUCGGAGACUCCGGGGUGGGGAAGACCUGCCUCACACACCGACUCUGUGCCGGGGAGUUCCCCAGCAGAGUGGAGGCUACCAUCGGGGUGGACUUCCGCGAGAAAGUCCUGGAUGUCGACGGAGAGAAAAUCAAGCUCCAGCUGUGGGACACAGCAGGACAGGAGCGUUUCCGUAAGUCCAUGGUGCAACACUACUAUCGCAACGUCCAUGCUGUGCUCUUCAUAUACGACGUGAUCCGCCCUGCCAGCUUCAACGGCCUGACUGCCUGGGUGGAGGAGUGCAGGCAGAACUCCCUCGGACAUGACAUCCCCAGGUUCCUGGUGGGUAAUAAGAGUGACCUCCGUGACCCCCGGAGGACCGAGGGCCAGGUCAACCAGGAGCUGGCAAUGAGUUACGCCAAGGCCAAUGGCAUGUUGUUUUUUGAGACUUCUGCCAAAAACCCACCAGACAAAUGUGUGACGGUUCGACAGGGUAAAGGGGAGGUGCCUUAUCAGCAGGACAAGCUGGAGGACAUCGUUGUUGCUCUCGGCGCCAAGUUAAAGAGGCAGAAGAAAGUUUCAGGAGCGAACGCCACAGCGUGCAACAAGUCCUUUAACGUGAGCAGGAAACGGGCAGAGAAGGAGCAGUGGACAUGCUGCUGAGACAAAGAGGACUUUCAGAUGGCAGAAUGUGAGUUUUUACUGUGAUUGUGUGUGUGUGUGUGUGUGUGUGUGUGUGUGUGUGUGUGUGUGUGUGUGUGUGUGUGUG